Moneuplotes crassus is the source of this 1859-nucleotide messenger RNA. The record is from the annotation of a GenBank genome assembly. NCBI's taxonomy places the organism in Eukaryota, Ciliophora, Spirotrichea, Euplotida, Euplotidae.
AAAAAAUGGGCAACAAUUUCUCGUCACAGAUCUGAUGCAAAGGCUGCAAAGAAGCCUGAGGAGACAUGAGUGAAGAAAACUUCAAUUAACAAUGAAGGCAAUAUUAAAACCGAUAUUGUUCUAGUUGGUGAUGAAAGUAACAAAAAGCUAAAGAAAUUAGAUUGAAAUGCAGGAUCUCCUCAGUUCUUUACUCCUCCAGAUUAUUCAUCAAACCCUAGCUCAAAAAUUAUCAUGAAAAGGAGUGACCGGAAAUUCGUUACUAACGAAGAUGAGGAGGAUAUCAGUAUCCCACCAAGUAUUAAAAAGGGGCCAAAAAGGCUCCAAUGGGAGAUUCAGAACUGAAUCAAACUAGCGAGUACAUCUGGAAGACUUCAAUCAACCUCUACAUUAGCCUCUCCGAUGGAAUUCAGGGAAGAUUCCGCAGUGAAAGUCAAUUUUUCAUCAAAUCAACAUCUUGAAACUUUUGGUGUCAAAGAGCACACAACAGAUCGUCUCAAAGAUGAGCUCCAGACAGUUGUAAAUUUUUGUGCUUUCCAACGGAAUUUCCUCUCAAAUUUUCAUGACCAAAUAUAGCUCAGAAGUAAUAACAACACAAUUACAGAUCAAAAUGUUGAGGACAGACAUCAAAAGACCGAAGAGAGCUUAGAUAAGGUUAUUGAGAAGGUGAAUGGUAUCUGUCAGGAAGACACACAGCAUGAUCCAAUUCUGAAUAGCGAAAUUGUCACUAAUCUUCAUGAAAAUACGAGCAAAGGCAAAGUCAUAUCAGAGGAAAGCAAAGAGAAUGGUAGGGAGCCAAUCGCAGAAGAACAGAUGAAAAAGCCUCUCAACCAUCAAAUUACUUUCAACCCAGAGCAAAUGAUAAAUGCUCAGGAGAGGAUUGACACUAACAACGAGCCUGAUCUCUCUGAAAUAGCUCCUCCAGAAGGCACUCCAGAAGUAGAUUGGGAGGAAUUUGAUCAACUUGAUUACACCACUAAAAAGGAAUAUGGAGAAGGAAUCCAAGGUAGCGAAGAUGAUGACUUCGAUCUCCAAGAGAAUCACGAAGUUUUAAAAGAGCUUAAUCAGAGAGACACCUUCUUCACUAUCCCAUCUCGAGCCUCUAAUCAAGUGGAAAGGUAUUCCCAUAAAAGAAUCGAGAGGAAGCUCAAGACUGUUGAUCUUUCAAAUACAGAAUAUGUCUCGCCAAAGAAUGCUUCUUUAACAAAUCAGCAUCUGAAUAUCUGUAACUUCAAAUGUGUAGAUGUUGAAGACCAUGAUAAAGUAAUGCAGGAGUACUAUGGUCAUAAGGAAGAACUUGAGUUGCAUACUAUCCAGGAGGUCUCAAUGGAGUUCUCUAGAGCCAGUGAUAUCAAUUCAUGAAGAAGCUCAGGUUCUCCAAGACAAAAUCAAUCAAAGCCAGAAGAGACAGGCCUGUUUAUAAGAGACACAUUAAAGUUUUUCAAGAAGAAUUCUGAAGAGUUCAUUGAGCUCACUUGAGAGUUCACUGGAGAGUCUCUUGAAUGAUAUGAGGAGUCAGAUCUGGAGUCCAAACUUUUCAUGAAAAUAAACACUGAUUCUAUGUUCAAAAUAAUCCCUCGGUAUGAUAAAUACAUGGAUCUUGCUAGAUAUAAGUUUGAGAUCAUUCUAACCGAGGAGUAUGAGACAAAAGAGGGGCUCCAUCACAGUGCCAUGAAGAAGAGUGACAAUUUCCCGCAAGAAGAUAUCAUAUCAGAGAACAAAUUCUACUAUAUUUUCGGGUGAGAUGAGCAAAGCACAUAUGAAAAGUGGCUAGGUUUCAUCGGGAAUUGUCUCCAAAUCUCCAGUGAGAAUUAAUCAAAACUAACCUAAAAUUUAAUUGAGAACUUCAAGAAGCAGCUUCA